AUGUUGAAACAUUUUAGCAAUCGUGAUUUAGCUAUUGUGGCUAUCUGUUUAGAUGAAGAAGAUCGACUUAAUGCGAAGUCUUCGAUGAAGAGUAGUGGAAAACGUAAAUAUUGGGUUCAUGAUGCGUGGAAAACACGAGACAAAGAAGGAGAGUUUGCCACACUUUUACCUCACCUGUUGGACGACGAAACAAAAUUUUAUCAUUAUUUUAGAAUGCCGAUGGAUACAUUCAAUCGGUUGGAACUUAAACUCCAAGAAAGAUUAGCCAUGCAAGACACGUAUUUUAGAAAAACUAUCACUCCUAGACACCGUUUGGCUACAUUUUUAAGGUUUCUUGCUACUGGAGAUUCUUUCAAGACCAUCUCAUUCACUUACAGAAUGGGAAGAAGUACAGUUGGUUCCAUUGUUCAUCGUACAAGCAGAGUUGUAAUUGAAGUACUUUUAAACGAAGUAAUGCCAGCUCCGACAGAGGACAGAAUUAACGAAGACUACAAAGUGCCAGAAGUAAGUGACAAUACUGACACAAUUCCAGUGGAGAAAUCUCGUCUUCAGGAUUUUCCUCGUCGCCGAGGAGGGGAAAAUCGUGAAGCAUUCAAUGUAAGAGAGCAGUUUAAGCAAUUCUUCAACUCUGAAGAGGGUAGUGUGGAGUGGCAAGAACGCCGGGCUUUCAUAGGUUAA
Molecule: messenger RNA, 678 nt
Organism: Arctia plantaginis
Lineage: Eukaryota; Metazoa; Arthropoda; Insecta; Lepidoptera; Erebidae
Source: the annotation of a GenBank genome assembly